Molecule: messenger RNA, 7270 nt
Organism: Hemiscyllium ocellatum (epaulette shark)
Lineage: Eukaryota; Metazoa; Chordata; Chondrichthyes; Orectolobiformes; Hemiscylliidae
Product: myoferlin-like
Exons: 56
Coding region: 338-6553 (2071 amino acids)
Biological process (GO): plasma membrane organization
Cellular component (GO): membrane
Source: RefSeq, a predicted model, not a curated record
UGCUCAGUUGUGACGCUUGGAGCUCGCUUCCCUGAGGCGUGUCUAUGCAUUUCCCACUAUUUCUACCAAGUUUCUUUUCACGUUCGCGCUCCUUGGCAAUGGUUCCUUUCCAAUUAUAAGCUCUCUUGUCUCUUUGUCGGUCCUAGCCUCUAUGAAGUGACGCAGGUAUUGGUUUCCAGGUGUGGUAACCAAUCCGUCUGAACUGCUCCAUCUCUCGCCAAAAGAGGCUUCACUCAGUCAGCAGUUCCCCCUUCGCUGCUGGCGAAGCUGACAGUACGUUAAAGAUGUCAGCCUGAGUUCAGUUGCUGUAAGUUUUUUGCAGCUGUGGGAUUUCGAGAUGCUGCGAAUUGUAGUAGAAUCCGCCAGUAACCUUCCUGACUCAAAAUUUGGAACUCCCGACCCCAUAGCGUCGGUCACUUUCAAAGAUGAAAAGAAAAAAACCAAGUCAAUUGACAAUGAACUGAACCCCGUCUGGAAUGAGAGAAUUGAUUUUGAUUUGAAGGGACAGGCUCUAAAUGUCUCCUCUUCAAUUCUUGUUGUGGUUAAGGACUAUGAGACAAUCGGAAAAGACAAGUUUAUUGGUUCUGCAACAAUAUCCUUGAAAGACCUUGUAAGUGGCCAAAAAACGUUACCUUUCAAAAAUAUCCCAUUGCUCAGUGAAAAGAAGCAGCCAACUGGGGGGACAAUAAAUCUCGUGGCGUCUUAUGAACCACCAGCUGGAGCCAUGCCACCUGAUCCAUCUAAUCUUGGAAGCUCAGAUCAGGAUGCUGAAGGGAAUGUAGAUGAGGAUGCAGAAGAUGAAGCAGGAGAUGCUGGGGGAGCCCCUGGAGUUCCUAGCACACCAGGCCAGUCAGCUGCACACAUUGGCAAACGACUCCGAAAGAAGAAAAGCAAGAGAUUACUUUCAAACAAGCCUCAGGAUUUCCAGAUUCGGGUGAGGAUAAUUUCAGCUCGUCAACUGCCUGGAAAUAAUGUAAAACCAGUUGUGAAGGUGACUGUCUGCCAUCAGACCCAUCGAACAAGGAUCCGAAGAGGAAACAAUCCCCAUUUUGAUGAGAUUUUCUUCUACAAUGUAACUCGAUCACCAGAAGAACUCUUUGAUGAAUCCAUCUUAAUUAGGGUCUACAACUCCUUUUCACUGCGAUCAGAUUCCUUGAUGGGAGAGUUCAAGUUGGACAUUGGCUAUGUAUAUGAUGAACCUGGGCAUGCUAUUCUAAGGAAAUGGCUCUUACUUCAUGAUCCUGAAGACACAAGUACAGGGUCCAAGGGAUACAUGAAAGUCAGUUUGUUUGUCUUGGCAACAGGCGAUGAACCUCCGGUUGAAAAGAAAGGAAUAAAUGAAGAGAAUGAUGAUGUUGAAAGUAACCUGCUGCUCCCUGCAGGCCUCACGUUGCGAUGGGUGACCUUUGUCCUGAAGGUCUACAGAGCAGAGGACAUUCCACAGAUGGAUGAUGCCUUUGUUGAAACUGUAAAGUCAAUAUUCGGAGCAGGGACUGAUAAGAAGAAUCUUGUGGACCCAUACGUGGAAGUUUGCUUUGCUGGGAAAAAGCUCUGUACAAAGAUUAUAGAAAAGAAUGCCAACCCUGAGUGGAAUCAAACAAUCAACCUUCAAAUCAAGUUUCCAUCUAUGUGUGAAAGAUUAAGCUUGACUGUGUUUGAUUGGGAUCGGGCGACCAGAAAUGAUGCUAUUGGAACAGCAUUUCUAUACCUCUCCAGGAUAGCUUCAUCGGGAGGAGAAGUUGAAGACCCCCCAGGAAGCUCGCAUCUUACGAAGUAUAAGUCAGAUGAUGAGGGAACUGGGGCUUCUCCAGCCAUUGAAGGGGAGACGGGAGAUGAAGAAGUAGGAUUUCUUCCAGCUUUUGGGCCAUGUUACGUAAACCUAUACGGGAGUCCCAGAGAAUACACUGGCUUUGUUGAUCCUUAUGAAAACUUGAACUAUGGAAAGGGUGAAGGAGUUGCAUAUCGUGGUAGAAUACUAGUUGAACUAAUCACCAAACUUGAUGGCAACCCAGAGAAGAAGUUGGAGGAGAUACCCAGUGAUGAUGUCUUGGUGGCUCAGAAAUACCAACGCCGGCGUAAAUACAGUCUUUCUGCUGUCUUUUAUGCUGGAACUAUGCUUCGAGACGUUGGAGAUGCCAUCCAGUUCGAAGUUAGCAUUGGAAAUUAUGGCAACAAAUUUGACAAAACGUGUAGGCCUUUAGCUUCGACUACUCAGUACAGUCGUGCAGUGUUUGAUGGUAACUAUUAUUAUUUUCUACCUUGGGCCAACACAAAGCCUGUGGUGACACUGACCUCCUAUUGGGAAGAUAUUAGUCACCGGUUAGAUGCUGUGAACAUCAUCAUAAAAAUUGUCGGCAGAAUGGAAAAGAACUUAACAGUGCUGAAGACUGCUGUUCAAGCUAAAGUUGAUGAAGAGCGCUUGGCUGAGCUGUGGCUGAAAGUUAUUGAACAAAUCAUUGAGGACUGCAGCCAACGUCUACCCAAGUUAGAAGGCAAACACAAUGUAACUCAGCUUGAUCUAAAAAUGCUAAACCUCCGUCAAAGCACUUUGGAAGGUGUACUUGACUCAGCCAAACGUAUGCGGAUGGAAGCAGAGGAUCCAAAGGAAUCCAUUGAUGAUAUUGAAGACUGGCUAGAGAGACUGAAAUCAUUGGCUGAAGAGCCACAGAAUAGCAUGCCAGAUGUGAUCGUUUGGAUGAUCUGUGACGAGAAACGAAUUGCAUAUGCAAGAAUCCCAGCUCAUGAAGUGCUUUACUCAACAACUAGUGAAGAAGCCUGUGGUGAAUACUGUGGAAAAACACGAACCAUAUUCUUGAAGUAUGUGGAAGACAAAAGAACCAAAAUUCCAAUUCAGCUACGUGUCCGAUUUUGGCUUGGCCUCUCUGCUGUUGAGAGCAAAUUCAACAGUUUUUCUGAAGGAACUUUCAGUGUAUUUUCUGAAUUGUAUGAAAACCAGGCACAACUGCUGGGCAAAUGGGGUACCAGUGGGCUUGUCGGUCGCCACAAGUUUUCAGAUGUAACAGGGAAAAUAAAGCUGAAGAAAGAAAGAUUCAUGCCCCCAAGAGGUUGGGAAUGGGAAGACAACUGGUUUGUUGAUCCUGAAAAAAGUUUGCUAACAGAAGCUGAUGCUGGUCACACUGAGUUUAUUGAUGAAAUUUACGAAAAUAACUCUCGCUAUCCUGGAGCUGAGUGGAAAGUUGCAGAGGAACCUUACACUGAUGUGAAUGGUGAAAAGAGUUCAUCAAAAGAGGAGAUUGAGUGUCCACCAGGCUGGAAUUGGUUGGAAGAAUGGGAAUAUGAUGUCAAUCGUGCUGUGGAUGAACAAGGCUGGGAGUAUGGGAUAACUAUACCUCCAGAUGACAAACCCAAAUCUUGGGUCUCCACAGAGAAAAUGUACCACACCCAUAGGCGCAGGCGCUGGGUGAGAAGGCGAAAAAAAGAUGAUCAAUCAGUACAAACCUCAAAGAGCCACACACCUGGCCAGGAUUCAGAAGGAUGGGAAUAUGCCUCUCUGAUUGGUUGGAACUUUCACUUAAAGCAGCGGAAAUCAGAUACUUAUCGACGCAGAAGAUGGAGAAGGAAAAUGGCUCCAUCUGGCCGACUUGGAGCUGCUGCAGUCUUCAAACUCGAAGGUGCCCUUGCUCCCGUUUCAGGUGAAGAUGGCGACAAAUCACCAACUGCAGACUCCAUCUUCGGAGCAAGUGCUCCAAUGAUCUCCUGUGUGUUUGACCGCCCUUCAAUCUAUCAUCUCCGUUGCUACAUUUAUCAAGCAAGAGCUAUAAUUGCCAUGGACAAAGAUAGUUUUUCAGAUCCAUAUGCUCAUGUUUCAUUCCUCCAUCAAAGCAAGACCACUGAAGUUAUUAAAUCCACUCUCAACCCCACCUGGGACCAGACCCUGAUCUUCAAUGACAUUGAUAUCUAUGGCAGUCCUGAAACCUUAAUUAAAAACCCACCAAAUGUGGUGAUUGAAAUAUUUGAUGAAGAUCAAGUUGGGAAAGAUGAAUUUUUAGGCAGAUGUACCUGUCCUCCAAUGGUGAAGCUAAAUCCAGAAACUGACAUGGUCCCCAAGCUCCUCUGGUAUCCAAUCAUGAAUGGAACAAAGAAAUCUGGAGAGCUGCUUUUUGCUGCUGAACUAAUACUUAAAGAUAAACCUGAUGGCUCUAAUUUGCCAAUUCUUCCACCAGUUCGGUCAGGUGUACUAUAUAUGGUGCCACAUGGGAUCAGACCAGUUGUGCAGCUUACUGCAAUUGAAAUACUAACGUGGGGCUUGAGGAACAUGAAGAGCUACCAACUGGCUGCUGUAACGUCCCCAAGUCUCAUUGUAGAGUGUGGCGGCGAGUAUUUAGAGUCAGCAGUGAUCAAGAGUCUUAAGAAAUGUCCAAACUUCCCCACCUCUGUUCUCUUUAUGAAAGUGCUGCUUCCAAAAGAAGAAAUGUACACCCCACCUAUUGUCAUAAAGGUGAUUGAUCACAGACCCUUUGGGCGUAAGCCAGUGGUUGGACAGUGCACAGUUCAAACUCUGCAAGAAUAUCGGAUUGAUCCAUAUGCUGCAAGACAGACCGUUGGAAUGCAAUCAAAAGCAUCUCUACUUUCAAAUGCUCGUGAUUGUGUCAUUGACAUCGAAGAUAAUCAAAAACCACUCCUUGAAUCACAGUUUAUAGACAGUAUGACCAAAGCAGUCAUCAAAAUGGCUUCUCCAUCAGCACUGCAUGCUGCCAAGGAGGAAGAGGCGAUUGAUUGGUGGAGCAAGUUUUAUGCAUCUAUAGGAGAGCAUGAACGGUGUGGCACUUACAUCCAGAAAGGUUAUGAUACAUUGAAGGUGUACACUACAGAACUGGAGAAUGUUCCAGAAUUCAAAGGCCUGACUGAUUUCUGCCACACGUUUAAACUCUUCCGAGGUAAAUCAGAAGAGGAUGAAGACCCAUCAGUUGUGGGUGAAUUUAAGGGUUCCUUCAAGAUUUACCCUCUGAGUGAUGAUCCAAAUGUUCAAAUGCCCCCACGUCAAUUUGCUGAGCUUCCAGAUAGCGGAGCUCAGGAAUGUUUGGUGCGAAUUUAUAUAGUUCGAGCCAUUGACUUGCAACCGAAAGACAAUAAUGGCAAGUGUGAUCCAUAUGUGAAGAUCACCUUGGGUAAAAAGUCAAUAGAAGACAGAGACAACUACAUUCCCAACACCCUGAACCCAGUCUUUGGCAGGAUGUUUGAAAUUACUUGCAACUUGCCUACAGAGAAAGAUCUCAAAGUUUCACUGUAUGAUUUUGAUUUGUUGACUCGUGAUGAAAAGGUGGGAGAGACCAUCAUUGACCUGGAAAACCGACUUCUAUCACGCUUUGGGGCUUAUUCUGGAUUGCCUCAAUCAUACUGUGUUUCUGGUGUAAAUACAUGGCGUGAUCAGCUCAAGCCAACCCAGCUGUUACAGAAUUUAGCCAAAAUGAAGGGCCUUUCUCAGCCAGUCAUCUCUAGCACCAGCCUGUCCUACAAUGGUCAGGAAUAUUUACUCAAUGAAAUUGAACGUAACAAGACUUUAAAUGUCCAUCUUGGGCCUCCAGAAGAACGGCUCGCACUUCAUGUUCUGAGACAGCAGGGACUUGUACCAGAACACACAGAAAUGAGGACGUUGUACAGCACCUACCAACCCAACCUUACACAGGGAAAGCUUCAGAUGUGGGUUGAUGUUUACCCAAUGAGUCUCGGCCCCCCUGGACCACCAUUCGACAUCACUCCCCGAAAACCCAAAAAGUAUUUCCUUCGCUGUGUAAUCUGGAAUACCAGUGACGUUAUUCUGGAUGAAACAAGCAUUACGGGAGAAGAAAUGAGUGAUAUCUAUGUGAAGGGCUGGAUGGUGGGACUUGAAGAUGAGAAGCAGAAGACGGAUGUACACUACAGGUCGCUUGGAGGUGAAGGCAAUUUCAACUGGAGACUGGUAUUCCCAUUUGACUACCUCCCAGCUGAGCAGCUUGCUGUUGUAUCCAAGAAGGAAAACUUCUGGAGCCUCGACAAAACUGAAUUCAGGACACCUCCGAAAUUAAUUAUUCAAAUCUGGGACAAUGAUAAAUUUUCCAUGGAUGACUAUUUGGGUGUCCUUGAGCUAGACCUGAAUUCCACGAUAUGCCCAACCAAAACCUCUUCGGGAUGCAGUUUGAAAAUGCUCCCUGAUGAAAAGGGGGGGAAAGCACCUAAAGCGACCUCCCUUUUUGCUCAAAAAUCGAUGAAUGGGUGGUGGCCAUGUGUCCAAGAGAAAGAUGGCAAACGCAUUUUGGCUGGUAAAGUUGAAAUGACACUGGAGAUCAUCAGUGAACAAGAGGCUGAGCAGAAACCUGCUGGCAAAGCAAGAGAUGAACCCAACAUGAACCCAAAACUGGAUCCUCCGAACCGUCCAGAAACGUCUUUCCUGUGGUUCACCAGUCCUUGCAAGACGAUGAAAUACAUCAUCUGGCGCCGGUUCAAAUGGAUCUUUCUUGGGAUCAUAAUACUGUUGUUUGUAGUUCUGUUCCUUGGGAUCUUCUUUUAUUCGUUGCCGAACUACCUAUCCAUGAGAAUUGUGAAUCCUAUCUAAGGAGUUUACGAUUGGCCAGUCUUCCCACGGCAGUGAUUGUGUUGUAUAGCUGGCCCAAGAACAUUCAUGUCAUAUGUCUACAACCUCAUGGCCUCGGGUAGAAGUGGACGGAGGUUAGGAGGAUGACAAGAUCUACGUUUACCAAGGUUAAGCAAGGUUCAUGGGGUCAUGACUGGGCCAUUUAUCAGUGAUUCCAUGUUAAUGUGCUGACCCUGAUGACCAGGACCCUGCUGUUUUUUAUCCAGCAUUUGCGCAAUUGGCUGUUUGUUUAGCAGGUGCCUCUCUAGUUAUGAAAUACCAGGGGAUUUGUUUUUGUGCAUUUGAAAUGGAGAACUAAGCAAAAGUGUUUUGAAUUAUGGCUAUUCAAGGUGGUUGGUUUGCUAAUCUGUUACAGUAUAUGUUUAAAACAACAUGCAAAUAUUAAGGGACUUUUUAUCAAACAUUUGUAAAACAAUUUAAAGAGCCAAAUGCCUCCACUCAGUCUGCAUAUAUCCUGAGAAUAGAAGAAACUAAUGGUUGAUGUUCUGAGGAUUAUAUAUAGUGCAGCAGUGUUUGUAUUAUGCAGUCUUCAUGGUUUUAGUUUGGUUCACUUUUCUACAUAAGAAUGUGGACUGAACCAACAUGUAACUUAAAUGCAGAAUAAAUCACUAUUAAUCAGUGUACUUCCUGUACUCGAAUAACUGCAAUGUUAGCUGCUAAUAAAUCAUUCCACCAGUG